Molecule: messenger RNA, 7500 nt
Organism: Esox lucius (northern pike)
Lineage: Eukaryota; Metazoa; Chordata; Actinopteri; Esociformes; Esocidae
Gene: slc39a14
Product: solute carrier family 39 member 14
Exons: 7
Coding region: 3084-4370 (428 amino acids)
Biological process (GO): intracellular zinc ion homeostasis; zinc ion import across plasma membrane
Cellular component (GO): membrane
Molecular function (GO): zinc ion transmembrane transporter activity
Source: RefSeq, a predicted model, not a curated record
CUACACGUAUCCAACUUAAUUUUAGUAUUUAAGGAACUGCUUGUCAUAACAACAGGUUUUUAAAGAGAACUCGGACAUGAUACGCUAUCUUCAGUUUCCAACAUAUUAUGAUUAAUUUCCUGAUUCGUGUAAGAACAAAACAGACAUCAAGUGAAAAUAGUUCCCCUGAGGAAAAAGCUAGUCAACAGAAUCCUCUUAGUAGGUACAGUUGAUGCAUCACUGCACAUCCAUCUUGCAUCCGUUUGGCUAACUGCCCUACAGCUUCUCAGACUGCUGACAGUAGAGACUACUCAGCCUUGAAACUUUUUUUAUAAUUCUGUAGCAUCUAGUUCAAAUCCAUGUGAUGUUGCGGAUGUACUGUAAGCAGACUACAGAAUAGUUUUUAGUACAUGCUAGGGUAGCUACUGUGCAUUCAGUUUUAGUACAUAUUCAUUGGCAGUAUGCAUCACCCCAGCAAAUAACACUGUGUUCUCAACAAGCCCAGUCUGAACUGGACCCUGUGUUGGAUUCAUGAAUAUUAAUAGAUUAUUAAUGUGUUCACUGAAAAAUGUAGUAAAUCAGUGUGAUAUUCCUCCCAAUGGGUCAUUGCACCUAGAAUUACAGCACGUAGAAUGGGAAUUCCAACAACUAGAGUUCCCUGCACUGCAUUGAGCCGUGACUGUUCUACUCAUUGUGUUUCUGUGCUCUACAGCACUUGCUGUUUUUAGAAACCUAACUCCAAAAUGUUGCUCCAGUCAGACAUUGCCUCGGCCUCUAACAAACAGUUUCUCUGGUUGCAAAUAUUGUCUGGUAUAGCUUUGAACAAUUGAAUGGCGUUUAGUGACUGGCUAUGAUACUGUUUGUUCAACGCCAACUCUUUGAAACUAAUCCACAAACCGUAACUCCACCCGACUGCAAAAUACAGUAUAUAAUCUAAGAUGUUUUAACUGUUUUCACUAUUGUGGAUAUUCAUGGUUCUUUGUCCGUCUCUGUGUCCCAAGUUCAUAUUUGGCAGUACUAAGGAUAGAAACAGGGAGUGUUUCGGUCCAGAGACAUGUUUUCAGUCUCUUAUCUUCCACAAAUGCCUGGAGCUCUCUCCCCAUGUUUGGCAGGGCCUGGGCAGUGAAAACCUGUGUUCACCGAGUACUUUAACUCUUUGUGAAGCAUUUGGCUGAGUGGGUCUGAGGUAACCUGUAGAUGUCCGACUUACAAACAUUUAUCCUUCUCCAGGGUUUAAGCUCCCUCAUUUUGUGUUUGAAGAGGCAUUGAAGAGCUAUUGCAGUUGUGACAGUGUAUGUCCUUGAAGCUGAAGGGAGUUGGGUUUUAUCAUUUACCAUGUAUUCUUGCUCUUUAAAGGUGACUGAUGCAUAUUGGUAUUUUCAGCAUCAUACUAGAGUCAGUUGCGAAGAGCAUUUGAAAAAUAACUAUAAUAUCAGGUCAUCUAUUCUUCCUAUUCUAAAAGGGUAUUUUGAACCGCAGCCAAACCUUUCUCUCACUCACAGGGUGUUUCCGUGUGCUGAAAGGAUCUGAAAUGAACCCUUUAACCAUUCUUUUUUGCAAACCUCCCAUUAAUGUGUUUUACUUAACAGGUUCAAUGCACGCUAUAUUGGCUAAUGUCAACGCCCCUAACAUGGAAGUCAUUGUUCCCAGCCAAGUAAAUGUACAUAACAUAGAAAGUAUAUUAAACAAGUACUGAAAAUGUAUGUAUGAUGUUAUUUGACCAUCUAAAUGCCUUUAAUAUUUUUCAAAUAGUUUUUACAACUUUUGUAAUCUUAUGCAUCAGACAAUUGUUGGGUGUAAUUUAACUAACUUCCACAAGGAGGCAGCAGGUUUGGGAUAUAGCCAUUAAUAUCUAGGGGUAGUCGGAGAGAAAUAAGGACAAUAUCUUGGUUCUUGAUUUGGUUGUUUAGUGUACUAGGUAAUCAAACAUAGUCUUAAUGUGUGAAAAAGUUAUUGAUCCCAUAGUUAUUGCAAACCAAUUAAAGGGACUUUUAGUAUCAGGUUUUGAAAACCUUGGUAAACAGUCAGACCUGAUUUGUGCCAGCACUGUUCAAUAUAAAUCUGACAGAUUUUGGCCCUUGCCAUCAGAGUGAAUUUUGCAACACACAUGUUCUAAAGCCAGAUUAUGCUACGGUCAGAAAAAAUUGCAGAUUGACUCCGGAAAACCUGUUGAUGCAUAUCGGUUUGGAAAGUAUUACAAAGCCAUUUCUAAAGCUCUGUGGCUCCACCAAACAAGUCCGAGACAUAUUGUCUGAAUAAAGAAAGUUCUCCCUGUAGUGGCUGUCCAGCCAAAAUAUCUCCAAGAGCAUGGGUUAAAAAUCAUCCAAUAGGUCAUAGAGAAGGGACAACACUUGGGGAUCUGGCGGAUUAGCAAGGCAAAAUCACUGCUCACUAAGAAAGACCUGAAAACUCAUCUAGGGUUUGAUAUAAGCAACUAAAUGAUCUUCAAGAAUUAUGUAAUGUUCUAUAGAUAAAUAAGUUAAAAGUGGAACAUUUGGGGAACUUUGGUCCUGUUAUGUCUUGCAAAAACCAAGGACUGUCAUGUUAAGAAACUCAUGCCAAUGUUUAAGCGUGGUGAUGGCAUUGAUAUUUUUCUGUAUUAAGACAUGGACAACUUAAUUGAAUUGUGUUUUAAGAUAAUUCUAAAGGAGAAAGUCCGGUCAGCUGAAGUGCAGCUGGGUCAUUCACCAAGACAGAAAUGUCACUGAGUUAAAGCAGUUCUGUAUUGGAAAUGUGUGCCAAAAUUCCUUCACGGUGCCAUGAGAGACUCCUUAGUAACUACAGGGCGCACUUGGUUUCAGUCUAAAGGUGGCAUAACUGGUUUUUGGGUCUUAGGUGGCAAUAACUUUUUCACACAGGGGCAUUGGGUAUUACAUAGUUUUCUUUUUAUCUGCAAUUUUCUGUGUCAAAAAUGUUAGAAUCAGAGGAGGGGGAUCAUUUUGCAUGGCGCCGGAUGGCCCAUAUACCAGGGCUAAGUUCUGUUCUUAGGCAUGAGGUAAUGUGUGUUUGUAUGCGUCUUUCCUCCUUCCUCAAAAUCACCUCCGACCACUGUGUCACGACCAAUAAUAUAUUCAUGCAGUGUCCUACUACAGAAAGAGAAAGGCAUGUGGGCCAAUGUUCACUUCAAGCCCCCCCCUUCCCCCCUUCAUCCCUCUGUGUGUGUCACCCUCCCUCCCUCCAACAACAGUUUGGGGUUUCUCAUUUCUGAGCGUGACCCUGGUCAGCGCCUUCUCUCUCACCGGUGCCUUCCUGGUUCCCCUCAUGAAGACGCGCCACAUGCGCCGGGCCCUCGUCUACUUCAUCGCCCUUUCCAUCGGCACACUCUACUCCACCGCUGUGUUCCAGCUCCUGCCCGAGUUUGGGGUUAUGGGUUCCUGUGCGUGACGCUCAUCUCUCUGUGUUCGCUGGUGGGGGCCAGCGUGGUCCCCUUUAUGAGGAAAACGUUUUACAAGCGCCUGCUGCUCUACUUCAUAGCCCUGGCCAUAGGCACCCUCUACUCCAAUGCCCUGUUUCAGCUCAUCCCAGAGGCGUUUGGCUUUGACCCAAUGGUGGACAACUAUGUGUCCAAGUCAACAGUGGUGUUCGGAGGGUUCUACCUGUUCUUCUUCACUGAGAAGGUCCUGAAGAUGCUACUCAAGAGGAAGGACAAGGGUCAGGGACAUGGUCACAGCCACUUCCCAGCCUCGGAGCAACUGUACGCCGCAGCCAACGGAGACAUGGAGGAGGGCAUGACCGAGAAGCUGCAGCAGAACGGGGAGGCGGGGCUUAGCCUCCCCAGGGUUGAUGGAGGAGAGGGGGACCGCAUGCUCACACCCGCCCUAACCACGCCGGACUCGCAGAGCCUCGGGGGAGGGACCAGCAGAGGAGGUUGCUAUUGGCUAAAGGGUACGGCGUACUCUGAUAUCGGCACGCUGGCCUGGAUGAUCACACUGAGCGACGGCCUCCACAACUUCAUCGAUGGCCUGGCCAUUGGAGCAUCUUUCACUGCCUCAACGUUCCAAGGCAUCAGCACUUCAGUGGCCAUACUUUGUGAGGAAUUCCCACACGAGCUAGGUGACUUUGUGAUCUUGUUGAAUGCUGGGAUGAGCAUCCAGCAGGCUCUGUUCUUCAACUUCCUGUCUGCCUGCUGCUGCUACUUGGGCAUGGGCUUUGGCAUCCUGGCAGGAAACAGCUUCUCACCCCAGUGGAUCUUUGCCCUGGCAGGGGGCAUGUUUCUCUACAUUGCCCUGGCAGACAUGUUCCCGGAGAUGAACGAAGUGAGCCGCGAGGAGGAGGAGGCGGGUGGCAGCAGCUUCUUCCUGACUUUCACCAUCCAGAACGCCGGCCUGCUGACUGGCUUUGCCAUUAUGCUGCUGCUAACCACCUACUCCGGAGCCAUUGCCAUUGAUUAGCACAGGCACCCAAACCACUGGACCAAACCGGUGGGAAAGCCUAUCCGACCUGUAACAACGGACACCAGAACCCAACCUGGGACUGGCCUGACAGGGAACACCUGACCCCAGGCUCCCGCUCUUCCUCUCAGACCCUGUUUGGCCGUGCAUACCCUUUAAGGACUAUAGAGACCUGGGGCUUCUAAUCAAGUGCGUCAGGAACGCACCCUAUAAGACAUUACAGAAACCAUAUGAAGUAGCUACUAAUACACUGGCAGGGGUACCUUCUUUCCUUAUGACCCCUCUGAUUCCUGCUGCCCUGGGGCAGGGGCAAUAUGUAUGGGGAAGGGCAUGCCCUGUUAAAAUACACGUGCAAUACCAACGAACCAUUCAUAUGAACAGACGGUUGAUAUAGUUUUAAGAACUCUAACAGUCUCUUGUUCCUCUGACUACUUACUGGAGCUCUGCACAGAUUCUAGUUGUUUUUGGAAGUAGACGUUGAGCCUCGGCUGAGACCUUUAGAGCCUGGAGGGUCGAGGGACUCUGGCCACUACAAAGUGUGUUUUUGUUACCCAUAAUGUGUGCCCAGGGGCCAUUCUACGGGGGCCUCAGCAGGACAAUCAGGUAAAAGCAGCAGUGGUAUUGUAGACAUCCUGGGAUUUUCAGAGGGCAAACCCCCUUAUUUCAUUCCUUACCAAAAAAAGAGAGGCUAAAUCAACAUAAACUGAAAUGUUAAGUCAGCCAGUGUCCAGAAGAACAAAAGCCUUUCACCAACAAAUGACUGACAUAUAGAUGUUAUUUUUUUACCUGAGGCGCCACCAGAUAAACACAUUGAAACGUGUACAUUUUAAAAACCAAAUAUGGACCGAACUAGUUAGGGCGUGAAGGGCUCCAUUAAGAUGUUGUUUUUCCUACCAAGUGUGAUCAGCCUGAAACUGUUUUCGGAUUUUACUACCCUGCGUUCUUUGUAACAUUUGUCCCCUACUAACAUGUCUGAAAUACUUCCCUAUUAUUGGCUUUUUUUCAUGUAGAACCUAAAACUUGUGAAAAUAUGAAUGUCCAUGAUAUGCCAUUGACUAUGUUGUUUUGCUACUCUUGAAAUGGUAUGAAUGCAACCUUCCAUUCCUUAGCCCUAUACUCUUAUCUUAUGAAGAUUUGUAAGUUUCAUUGUGAAUUUGUAUUUGUGUGUAUUAAUAAAAGGUAAAAAUCUAAAAACGGUAUGAGGGAUAAUAGGCAGUGUAUUUGACACACGUUGGGCAUAAAGACAAACAUUAUACAACACCUUUUAAUGUUGUUUGUUACAGAGCUGUGCAGCUUCUCUCCCAAAAUGAUUGUGUAAAAACGACUUGAAACAUAUACUGGAGAAGAGCAACAGAGCCUGCUGGAUAUUCAGCUUGAGUCUUUAGCAGUAUUUGGCUGGAGUCAGUCAGUUAUAUUUUUAUUAUAAGGUGGUUAGACUGAUUUUAAAGCCCCAAGUUGGCCUUUAAGAAGUGUGCCUGCGUUUUUCCAGAUGGUAGACCACAUUUAAUUAGGCUCAAAUAUCAUGGUUUAUUCUGUAAGACUGGUCUUUCUUUUGCCUGUACUGGAUAACAAUGUCAAUGGUUGAAGUCUUCAGUUGUGAAAACCAUGGUACGUUAUGCCCUGAGUGUUUUAAAUGCCCGACAGGCUGAAAACGUGUAUAUAAGACCAAAUGCAUCAUCCCUAUGAUUAGCCCGUGUCUGUUGUAUAACGGCUGUAUACCUCACCCCCUCAUACCGUAUUUCAGUGUUCAAGGCACUGUCAUUGAUAUUAUAUCCUGCUAUUCCAGUUGUUAGUCGGUUAACUGUUACUGCUAUAGACAACAACAGUUAUAGGGUUAUAACCGUUAUGCCAGUUGUUAUACGACUGAGGUGUAAUUUUAUUAAAAACAUUACAGUUUAUAGGAGUUGUCAUCAGGGGAACAUCUGGUAUUAUACAUUCUGUUGAACAACAACAACAACAACACUAAAAGGAGAGUAUUACCAUAAAAAUGCUAGCUCUGAGGUAUAUUGUUCCAUAGAUAUGAUCAGUCAUAUUGUGUGCUAUAUAUUUGGAUUGUUUCUUGAUUGUAGAGAUGUUUUAUUUUUGCAGUGACCGAAGCACAUGUGUCCCUAGAGGGACACAAAGCCUCUUAAAUGUACCAGCGUAGAGCAAUAAAUAAUAUUUUCUUAACCCCCCUUGAAUGUUUGCUCAGAGUUGUACUAUAAUUGCUAUGCAUUGACUUCUGUUUCAGUUUCUAGUCACUUAUUGUUUAGAAUAUGUGAAAAUCUAAAGAGUUAGGUGACUUGGUGAGUAAUUUCUUUGUCAUUACUAAUGAAAAUGCACAUUCAAACGUUAGAAUACACUUCUUUAGCCAUUCAAUCAUACAGUGCAUUAUUUAGGCAGUAAGGCACACGGGUUGAGGUACAGGGCCAAUAUGAAAGGGCUCAGGGCUGUUCCUACAGAGGAGGGAGUGCCUUGGGGGAAGCCAUUAGUUUUAGUAUCUUGGCAAUAAACCACAAACCCCAGAGUCUCCUAAUUUAUUUAUAAAACUGGUUACCAAAGUAAUUAGAUGACCGAAAAUGUAUUGACAUACCUUUGGCAUGCAGUCUCACCACAGAAACGUUGAUUGGUUGAAAGCUGUGGUAUGUUAGGACGUAUGUUUUUGGUGUGACAAAAAUGACAAUGGUUCUAAUUACAUUUGCAAAGUUUUGAUGCAAAAUGCAUUUAAAACAUGAUGUAUUUAACGUUUAUGCACACUAACUUUUUGUUUAGAAACAUAAGCCAUGUGAUGCCAGACAGCAAUGCAGUUUGUUUUAUUUUUUUUGUAGUUUACAUGGAACAUACCAAACACAUCCAAUGGUCUACAAAGGAGGUCUACAUCAAUACAGCUACACUCUGUACAAAGGGCAGUCAACUUACAUUUCCACCACCUCACAAUGUCCAUACCUCCAUGCAGGAUUGUGAUAUCUGAUACAACUUUUGUGUUACUGUAUUGAAAAAUGCUAUUUAUUAAUGCUAUGAAGUCAGACUGCUGUGAAUAGUGGGAUCAAAGAAGUGUUGUACCUUAUGUAUGUUCUGGGGGACCUUGUCAUAAGCCUUUGCGAUGCGUUGUGAAAACAGAACUUGUUUUAUAAACCAUUUUCCUAAACCA